GCAUUUUUCCAUCCGGAAACGACAUACCGUUUACUAAACUGCCAGUUUUUACAGUACCAUAAUAGAACUUGACUUAUGAUGCGAAGAAAUAAAAAACUGGUCGAGGGGGACCAAACUAAUGAAUGGAGAAAAUCAGGAAGUUUUGUGAAUAAGCCCCAAAGAGGGUGGCUGCAUCCAGAUAGCUCUGUAAUGGGACCUGGGGUGGUCUAUUCAGUACAGUAUCUUGGAUGUGUGGAAGUGAGACAGAGUAUGAGGACUUUGGACUUUGAUAUGAGAACAUUGGCAACAAAAGAGGCAAUUUGGAGAGUACUUGCCUCCACCGGGAUGUCUCCUCUUCCUCCAGCAGCGAACAGAAGUGGAAGAAAGAAACCUCCUAAAGAUGUGACAAGAAUUUUGGGUGAAAGACCAAACCUAAAAUUUUCCCAAUCCUUCAUAAAUCUGACAAUUUCAACUGCUAGUCUUACCUUGGUGGUUUCCAACACAGGGCAGUUUAUUGCCAACCAUCAAAUGCAAUCAAUAUCAUUUGCUUCUGGUGGAGACCCAGAUACUAUUGAUUAUGUUGCCUAUGUAGCCAAGGAUCCAAUUAAUAGCAGAGCCUGUCAUGUGCUCAAGUGCACAGAUGGUUUAGCCCAGGACGUAAUAAACACAAUCGGGCAAGCAUUCGAACUCAGAUUCAAAGAAUAUUUAAAGAAUCCGCCGAAAGCAGUCACCCCACCAGACCGUACCGAACCUCUAUUCCACGAUGGAAAAUCAAGAUGGGGGGACGAUGAACCUGAAUAUUACAACGAGAUUCCAGGAAAAUUAGCCCCUGAAUCUGGUCUGAAGAGAUUGGAUGACGGAUCAAAAAUAGAUGAAGGAGCAGUGGUUUACCCCAACCACCAUAACUCACAAGAAUAUAUUAAUAAUGGAAUGCAGAGCGAGUGUUCUGCCCCAACCCCCACACUUUCCACUCCCACCCCACGUAGAACUCCUCGCAAUUUCGAAGAUCACAAUUAUGUGAACACCUGCGUCAUGCCACAUGGACAAGAGGCAACACCAGCUUCUGUCCGUCCAAUGGCAAGCCCACAGCCAACUCCAGUUAUGUCACAUGAACUAUCAUCUGGUGGAGGUGGUGCCCUUGCCAUUGCAGCUGCCAUAGGCGUGUCACGUGAACAUACGCCAACCAAUCAAAAGCGCCCAUCUGUGGAUGCAUUUGACAUGCGACCUUUUGCAAACACCCUCAACCCACCUGCCACGCCCACCUCUGCCACCAACGCCCUCCAAUCAAAACCCUGGUUCCAUGGUCAUGUGACACGCAAGGAAGCUGAGCAACUCCUCUCCCACGAUGGCGAUUUCCUCGUCCGUGAAUCAACAACAACUAAAGGACAGUUUGUACUGAGCGGGGUACAAGACGGACAGUAUAAACACCUUUUACUUGUUGACCCCAAUGGAGUGGUUCGUACCAAAGACCGUCAGUUUGACAGUGUAAGUCACCUCAUCUCGUUCCAUAGAGACAAUACGUUGCCCAUAGUUUCCUCUGGUUCAGUCUUGUUGCUAAGGCAACCUGUCACAAGACAAAUCGAAAGAUAAAAUGCUUGCGUAAAUUUUAUUUUAUUCUCAUUCCUCUUUUUCUGUUUAUUAUUAUUAUUAUGCUGGUCGACUAUUUUCAAACUUGAAAAUACUUAAGUAUUGUGUGGUACUGCGCUGUACAUAUUGUACUCAAAAUUGGCAUUUUUUCUUGAAAAUGAUUUUCAUUUCAUUUUUUGCGAAUGAAAUAUUCUGCUGCUCUUCCAACCAUGUUCCAGUGCUCUUAGCUUCAUUUUCAAACUUCUUUAUUCAAAUUUUAGACAAAUUGCUAGCCCAAUGUAGAUUAUGUUUUCAACCCGUUUUUUUGCAUCUAUUUUAAUGCUUCCAAUUUCUGCUUUAACUGUACAAUUAUGCAUUCAAUGUACAUGGUUAACAUUUGCAAUGAACACUGGAGUUUUAAGUUUUUAUUAACUGUCUAGCAAUCGUUUUUCUGAUAACCCAAAUAUUGCUAUGUUUUAGAAAUUUUUGCAAGUUAUCAUGUUUGCAUAAUCUUUUUUUGUAAAUUAACUUGAACUAACACUCUAUAACACUAUAUCUGAAUACUUUGCAAUCAUUAUUUAUACCUUUUUUGUGAAGGUAUAAUGCAAAUAGAUCACCAGUUUUGAUGUCAAUCUGAUAUGAGUACACAAAUUCGGAGUUCCUUUUUUGCUUUCCUAAUAAACUAGAGAGAAAUUAUCUCUAUUUAACGAAAUACCCAAUUUUAAUUUACCCUUCAAAGAAAAAUAUUGGAUGUGUCUUGUAAUUAUACAUUACUGAAUUCUAUUAAUAAUGAAGUGCACAUGCUUAUAAUUUAGGGAUCAGUAAUGUAAAAAUAUUCAUAUGACUUGGAUUACUAAACUGUUGUGGUUUUUCUUGGUUUGUUGUAUUAUGUGCAGUGCGUUAAACUCUUUGUAAAUACACGUACACGACCGAGCAG
Molecule: messenger RNA, 2482 nt
Organism: Ciona intestinalis (vase tunicate)
Lineage: Eukaryota; Metazoa; Chordata; Ascidiacea; Phlebobranchia; Cionidae
Source: RefSeq, a predicted model, not a curated record